This is a messenger RNA of Panicum virgatum (switchgrass), 2318 nucleotides long. Its product is annotated as protein trichome birefringence-like 2. The coding region runs from base 136 to 1599 and encodes 487 amino acids. Lineage: Eukaryota; Viridiplantae; Streptophyta; Magnoliopsida; Poales; Poaceae. Gene Ontology annotation, molecular function: O-acetyltransferase activity. The transcript is spliced from 6 exons. Gene Ontology annotation, cellular component: Golgi apparatus. The record is from RefSeq and is a predicted model, not a curated record.
GGCAAUCCACGGCUCACUUCGGCGACUCGCCAUUGCCCACUGCCGUGCAACUGCCACCUGCUGAUCGGUUCAAGCAAUUCAAUAGCUUCCCGUCCCCACCGUCCCAAUUCCCAGCAGCCCGCAGGCCGCGGAUCAAUGGAGAGGCAGAGGAGCCCCGCCUCCUGCUCCAGCUCGUACCACUGCCACCUGCUGAGCCCGAAGAGCCUCCUCAGCGUAUCCCUCGCCUCGUUAUCCCUCCUCUUCUACUUCCUCUUGGCGCCCCGCCACGGCCGCCCGCUCCACCUUCACUUGGCGUUCGCCGCUGCCCCGGCACCGGUUCUUGUGGCUGGUGGGGGUUACUGGGGCGACCCAGCGGCGGCGGAGGUCGAAGAGGCGGUUGUUGGUCUCGGGAGAAGGGAUUUGAUCGCGGAGGGGGCGAGCCCCGCUGUUGCCGGAGGCUUGUCGGUGCGGGGCGUGGGCUCGGCAGCGGAGGCGCAAGAAACUGCUGCUGGAGGAGGAAAUGGUGGAACUCCUUCGAAUGGUGAGGAUUUGAGAGGGCAAGUUGCGGAAGCUCGAAAUCACACACUUAGAGGCUUGGAUUCGGGUGGGGAAGUGAAAGAAGCUGCUCCUCAACCUCAAGGCAGUGGUGGCGAGAGGCUGGCGAAACCGAAAGAUUUGAUUUCGGAGAGGCCAAACUUAGAAGAGGGCAAGAAUCUUAGCAAAGAAACUCUUGGUUCGUCAGCUGCACCAGCAUUGAAAUUGGAGGGAAAGGGGUCUCCGCGGGAUGUCAAUUUCUCCAUACAAGCUUCAGGUCCUGCAAAGGGAACGCGAGACGAGUUCUUGCAAGAUGACCAUGUUGAUGAUGGGCGCAAUUCCUCCGUACAUUUAGCUUAUGCUUCUCAACAGGGGAGACGCAGGGAAAGCUCAGAUAAUUCAACAUUGGGGUACAACCCUGGAGCAGCUCCAGUCAAUCCAGAUAAGCAAGAAACGGCCAAGAGCAACAUGGAUUUUGCACGAAGCGAUGCUGCACAGUGUGAUGUUUCUGACGGGAGUUGGGUGUUCGACGAAAGCUAUCCACUCUAUGAGAGCAAUUCGUGCCCUUUUAUAGAUGAAGGGUUCAGCUGCCAAGCUAAUGGAAGAAUGGAUAAAAGCUACAUGAAGAUGCGGUGGCAACCUAAGCAUUGCAAUGUCCCAAGGUUCGAUGCAAGGAAAAUGCUUGAGAUGCUGCGAGGAAAACGACUAGUGUUUGUCGGAGAUUCCAUUAACAGGAACCAAUGGGAAUCCAUGAUGUGCUUGCUAAGCACAGCAAUCUCAGAUCCUUCAAGGAUUCGUGAAACUCGUGGCCGCAAGAUUACUAAAGAUAAAGGGCAUUAUAACUUCAAGUUCCUGGACCAUAAUUGCAGUGUGGAGUAUCAUACGACACAUUUCUUGGUGCAUGAAACCAAGGCAAGAAUUGGCCAAAAGCGCACAAUGACACUACAAAUCGAUACCAUAGAUCAGAGCUCAUCAAGAUGGAAAGGUGCUGAUGUGCUUCACUCCGUUCGCUGGGCUGGAGCUGGAGCUGGUGGCUGGAGCGGUGUGAGAGGAAAAUACUGUUGGGCUGGAGCUGGAGCUGACUAGUGUUCAACUCUGCUCAUUGGUGGUCACAUCACAAAACAAAUGCUGGAGUGUAUUUCUAUCAAGAAGGGGAUCAUGUCCACCCCCAUCUUGAAGCCUCUACCGCUUUUCAAAGAGCACUGAACACAUGGGCAUCAUGGAUCGACCGUUACAUCAAUCCACGACAAACUCAAGUGUUCUUCGGAAGCUCAUCCCCAUCUCACUUUAGCGGAGGCGAGUGGAAUUCAGGGGGACACUGCAGACAGAGCACACUAGCCCCUAACGACGGCCGUGUGUGGCCAAUGCCGGAGAUAAACGUGAUGCUUGAACAAGUCUCGAAGCAGAUGAAGACUCCUGUGACAAUUCUGAAUAUUACCGAUCUGUCCAGUUUAAGGACCGAUGGCCACCCCUCUGUUUAUCGACGGAAGGGAGUAGAUUUGACAGCAUCCAGCGGCCAGGAUUGCAGCCAUUGGUGCCUUCCUGGGGUGCCAGAUACAUGGAAUGAGCUGCUGCUGUUCUACCAGCUAGUGUCUUCAAAAGAAAAUCUUGUAACAAGAUAGUGACUGAAUUAUCUGUCCCUUUUCUUUGGUUUUAGAGAGGGCAUUGUGAUAUUUUCCCCUUCAAAUGCAAUUUUGUUUGCGAAAAGAGAUCGCAAUCUUGUAUAUGUUUGCACCCCCUUUCCUCUGUUGAUAAUAUGUCGAGCACAUAGUCAGAUGCCAUGUGAUUCUGAAAAUUGUACCUUA